Molecule: messenger RNA, 7612 nt
Organism: Symbiodinium necroappetens
Lineage: Eukaryota; Dinophyceae; Suessiales; Symbiodiniaceae
Source: the annotation of a GenBank genome assembly
AUGCAAAAGGUAGCGGCCGGCUACCAUGCUACCGUCUUCGCAUAUGGCCAGACAGGAUCCGGCAAGACGUAUACCAUGGAGGGCUACCGCUACAGACCGGAUGCGAAGGCUGCGGAAGCCGGCAAGCCCCAGGUCUGUGUCCACACCACCACCCCCGAGCGAUUGGGAGUGAUACCUCGCGUGCUGCAAAAGCUCUUCGGGUAUGUCGAGAAGCUGCAGCGAGAGGUCGAUGAUAACGGUGAGACGUUCAGCGUGAGCAUCUCCUUUCUGCAGAUCUACCAGGAACGAAUCUACGAUCUGCUGAAUCCAGCGCCGGUUCUGCCGCAGGGCUUCGGUCAGGCCGAGGACAGCGGCUUACGGCUACGCUGGGAUGCAGCGGGGGAGCACUUCUAUGUGGAGAACCUCUUCGUGUACCAGUGCACCUCGGCGGAAGAUGCGUUGAAAUUCUACAACGCCGGAGUCCAGCGUGCCCCGGUUAUGGGCGCCCAAUCCGCUAAAGCGAAACCUCCGCGAGUGCUGAAUGGGACGAUUGGGUCCUAUGGAUCAAUGGGUCCCAUGAUGAUGGACGGCGAGAUAAGGGGACCGCCGUCGGUGCCUGAAUCGCAGAGAGAAGGUGCAUCUAGAGAUGUUGGAAGGGCCGAACAAGGGCCUGGAGUGGCGUCACUACGAGCGGCAGCCGGGAGGGUCAUGGCGACUGUGGCUGCGAAGGUUCAAGGGGCGAUGCCACCUUCCGGCAAGACUGGAAGUGCAUCUUCGUUUCUGGGACAGGACGAUGGUGGGUCAGCUGGGACGUUGGGUUCUGGAUAUGUGACAGCGGGUUCAGAGAAUCUACGGGAGCAUCCCUCUUCGAGUGGAGGCCAAGAGGCAGCAGAGCCAGGUCUGUUCUCACCUCAGCAGGCACAAAGGCUGCGUGAGAUGCAGAGUGAAGCGCCGCUGCUGUAUGCUGGCGAGGAGAAUGAGCCACGGCCGACGAGUCCUUCGCCUCCUUUGCCUCACUCGACGAGUUCAGGUUCUGACCAAGCGGAUGCUAUCCAAGCUGAAGUGAAGAGGCAAAUGCAAACGUUCAUGCGUGUACAGGCAGAGCUGCAACAGAAAGUGACGGUGUUAGUAGAAGAGAAUCAAGUGUUGCGGCAGGACCUGGAAGCGAUGGAUGACGAGGCUUACGGAUCUAGGGGGAUCAAUCUUGUGCGUGCUUCUCUCCACUUGGACACCCAACCUACCACAAGUAAAGUGGGAGAGUACUAUGAGCACUUGCUAGUUGAGCUAGAGGCUGUGUCACGGGUCUCAGAGGUGCCACCAGUCCCAACACCAAGUGCAAAGGCCGAGGCCAACAAGAGCGUUCGCCAGGUUGAGGCUAAGGCACAGGGAGCAGGCGACACAACUCCAGGUGCAAAGGACCCGAAGGGUUUCAAGGGUGGAGGUAUUCCAGCGUCCUCGGAUUCUCCCAAGAAGUUGUGCAAGUGGUUCCAUGAAGGAAAAGGGUGUAAGAGGGGCAAGGAGUGUCGUUUCUUGCAUGAUUGGAAUCAGAUUCCAAAACCAGAUCGCGCUGAACGUUGCAUGGCCUGUGGGGCAAAGGGACACCGAAAGGACGUAUGCCCCAACGCUCCAGCAGGGGCUGUGGCAAAGAGAGACGACGGCGCAAGCUCGGCGAAGGCUGCAAAGGCUGAAGGUCAGGCCAAGGCCAAAGGUGCAGACCCAGGCUUGAAGAAGGUGCUCUCAGAGGCAGCUGGAGUUCUGAGGGAUGUGUUGUCUUCGCAAUCUACCAGCACCGAAGGCAACUCGCAGGUCCCGACAGAUCAGACCCGGGGUCAAGCCUCAACAGCUUCCGGAGACCAUCUCGGCCAAGGCGGUGAGUCACCUAUAGCGGCAGCAGCCAAAAUUCAGGCACAGCCUGAAAGCCUUGAAUCGCGCCUCUCAGAUCAAGGGCCCCGUAUUCGCGCUAUCCAUGCCGGCACCUUGAGCCAGGAGGAGCCAACAGCUUUGUUGGAUUCGGGUGCAACGCAUGCUGUGCUUGAUUCCUCGUCAGUGAGAAGUACCGACCUUAUCCCGUGUACUGUGUCGCUUGCUGGUGAUCAAAAACAAGUUUGGCACCAAACACCCGGGGGUUCGCUGGUUGCUCCAGAGAACAAGGAAGGAAGUGUGUCGCAGACCAUACUCCCGUUGGGAUGCCUCAUCGAACAGCUUGGUUGCACAGUGCGUUGGUCUCACAAAUCUGGCCUUCAUUUGAUUCACCCUCGAUUGGGAAGGCUGAAAACCAGCUUGAAAAGCGGAUGUCCACAGCUUGGUAAGGAGCAAGCGUUGCAGCUCGUCAAAGAGCUAGAAGGGGCCAGACUUCAAGAGCUCUCUGGGAGGCUACGAAGGGUCCAAGCUCAGUUGAAAGUAGCAGGUGGCAUGCGGUUCGAAGAAGCAUUGGACGCAUUUGUGACCAAGGGAAGCUAUGGUACCGCACUUGCCUUUGCGCGCUUCAUGCCCUUCCUUAGCGAUGUUCCAGAGCGUGUUACCAACCGUUUGGUGGUUGAUUUGCAAGACGCAGUUGGUUGGGAGGCUCUGAAGGGUCUGCCUUUCAACCGGGCUACCAGGAAGAAGCUUCACCAGUCGCAUGCUUGGUUGUUGCACUUGGGCACCAACAAAGUUGAUCCGACCUUGAGGCAGUUGUGCAAGGCGCAACACCUUGAGCUCGUUGAGCUUGACAAUACGCUCGGUGGUACUCUUGAGUCGGGCGUAUGGAAGGCAUUGUCCUGGGCAGCUUUCACAGGUCGUGUCGCAGGGAUCCUUUGUGACGCUCCAAUGAGAACGUGGAACUCGGUGAAGGUUAAUGGUACGUCUUGCGUUCAGCUGCGGAGUCAGGAGCAUUUGUGGGGCGAGCCUAGCAAUAGUGAUGGGAUGCAAACUAGGGUUGAUGAUGACACUGUGCUAGGACUCCAACCGAUGUGGCUAUGGACACUUGCAUCGCUCGCGAGGGGGGAAGGUGUUCCUUUCUGUCAAACCCAUGUGCUGCAGGGUGAGUCCCGUUCAUCGCCUUGGCUGGGGGCUGUCGUGAAUCCUUUUGCCGAAUGGAGCAACAGCACAAAGUUUGAGGUUCCGGGGGUGCAUGAAGGUAUCCGGCAAACAAAGCCCUUCCAGGUGUGCACCAACCUAGGUUUUCCGUCUACCGGGGUGAGAUCCCUAUCUGGGAGGUCUCGCACAGACGACGUGCCUGUAGAUCCCGAGUGGCCCACUGCCUUCAAAAGCGAGCUGAGUUUAGCACUGUUUGGGUUGGCGGCAUCAAGGCAGGCUGAGGAGGAGCCCACUUCAGUGAAAGUUGUAGAAGCGGCAGAUGCAUAUCUGUUGUCAGAUCCAACGAGGCCUGCAGGUCCUGUGUCUUUCAAGCCUCCUGUGCCAGAGGUUCAAGCUGUCGAUGGUGAGCUGCUAAGGGAAUCGGAUGAAGUCCCAGUUCCACCCCCAAGGGCAGAAGAAGAAUGUCUUGAUCAGUGUGUAGACAGCAGUGCAGGUGCAUGUGUGCAGGCAUCGUCCAGUGCCACAGGUGCAAAGGAAGGUACCAAGGCUAAGAAAGGAAGUGUAGCUGCGCGUAUGACAGAGGCCGAACGUGAACGGUGGCGCAAGCACAUUGCUGCUCAUCACAUUCCGUUCAGAAAGGACUGUAUACAGUGUGUGAUGUCGGGGUCUCUGGGGCUACAACAUCGACGUGUCAAAUGCCCCACCAUGUAUGCAUUAGCUUUUGACCUAGCGGGACCAUUCAAAGAACUAGGCCGAGACGACCGUGGUGGGAAAUACAAGUAUGUACUUGUAGCUGGUCUCCGUGUGCCUGAUGCUGCGUUGCCUUCGCCAAGGCACGACAAAGGCGCACCAGCAAGUGAACCACAGCCUCCAGAGGCUCAGGCUGAGGUGUGUGGUGGCCUAGAGCAAGAUGACGAUGCAGCCUCCGAAGCCAGUUGGUUACGAGAGCAGCUAGAACCGACGCCUGUUGUGAAGAAGGUCGGUGAAGAUGACUCAUCAUCUCAGGAGGAGGAUGAAGGCUCACAGGUAGGCUGGUAUGAAGCUCCUUUUGUUGAUGAGGCAGAAUGCUCUGGUGUGGAGGCGGCUGUUGAAGCAGAUGAUGAGCCCGGGGUAGAGGGUGGUGUCGGUUUGGACGUUGAUCCUUGGGAAGAUGUUGGGGGUUUCGGUGAGAUGACCGAUGAGAAGUUUGAUGAAGCCCUCUCUGAGAUGUUGUUCUCAGGUGCCAACAAGGUCUUGAGGUUUGCAGUGCCCUUGAAGGCUAGAAAGGGUCCGCUGAUCCUUGCAGGCCUGCAAGAAAUCGUCACGGAGUGCAACCGCCUCGGCUACCCAGUGAAAGUUGUCCAUACAGACCGAGCCAAGGAACUUAUGUCCAAGGCCACCAUGGAUUGGCUUCAGUCCAAUCUCAUCCAGCCCUCAUUCACUCAGGGUGAUGAUCCCAAGUCCAACGGUCUAGCAGAAAGACUUGUGGGUUGGGUUAAAGCCAGGGCAAGGUUGCAUUUAGCGUCGUCGGGUUUGGGUCUGGAGCAGUGGCCCUCAGCAAUGGCAUUUGCGUGUGCUGAGCACAGAGGCCGGUUGUUGCAAACUGGGGAAAGGUUGCCAAGGUUUGGCCAGAAGGUGAUUUUCAAGAGCAAGCACCCCACUGGUAAGUCUAAGAGACCUUUCUUGCGUUGGGAGCAUGCUGUGUACUUGUGUCCAACACCGCGCACGGAAGGUGGGCACGUGCUCCUUCGUGCAGCUUCAAGUGCCUAUCUAGUUGCCAAGAAUGUUCGGUGUGUGGAGGAAAUGGUGGAUCCAGAAGCUGAGUUUGGAGCUGAACAAGUGGUGGAAGUUGAUCCUCCGGAGCCGGGCUUCGAACACACUCAAGGAGUCUCACCAGGAGUACCAAGUCGACGUGUUACUGGCAAGAGAGCGGCGCGUUCUGUCAAACUUGCCGCAGAGGAUUACGCUGAAACCUUGUUGGAGGGACUGCUGUUUUCGUCCGAUCACUGUGGAAGACUACUCCAGCUAGCGUUUGAGGGAGUUGGAGGAGGAACGCGUCGGGAGCAUCGGGGUCCGAUAGGGUUUUCGGUUAUCUUUGGUGCUUACAGUCACGGUGGCUUGCAAGGGAUUACCAGAGCUAGUCGCAUGUAUCCAAUGGUGUGUCGAUACUUGAACGAGUACUUGUGUCAGUGCUCUCCCAAUCAGCUUGCAGCCAAUGAGUGGUCUUCACUGAUGGUGAUUGUGGCCGAUGAGGUUGCUAUGCACCGUGAUGUGAGAAACGAACCUGGUUCCUUGAAUCAUGUGACACAGUUGACAACCCGUUUGAUGUGGGUUGAAGGGACGUCACCUGUGCUCACAGAAUUGGAACAGCAAGAUGGCAAGAGACGCACUCACAAAGGGUACUUGUUGCCUUUGACACAAGCCACGACUGUGUUUGAUCCUAAGUGUCGACAUGCAGUGCUGCCUGCCACGAAUUGGGUUAUAGCAGGGUACACGCCGUUGGGGUACCAGAAGCUUUCCGCUUUCAAGCAGCACCAGCUGAUCGAGCUCGGGCUUAGGUUACCUUCACUGGAUCGCCCUCCUGCGGUGUGUAAGUUAGUGGGACCUUGCCCUACUAGGUUGCCUGGUAUCCGUGCUAGACCUUAUCCGCCACCUCCAGGCAGAGCGGCGAUGAUGGUGAGGUAUGCAAGGAUGACUGGUGAUGAAUGGGCAGAGCUUUGCCAGUUGGAGGAGGAAGAGUUUGAGCGAAGGAUGGGUCGAUGGCAGCGUGUCCUUGGGGGUCAGGAUGAGGAUCCUAACAUGAACGCCUUGUCGGCAUCAAUUCCUCACCAUCUCUUCAUGCAAACGGUGUUUCGACAAAGGAACUGGAACAGGAAUCCAGAGGUGCUUGUGCCAGGAGCCGAAGGCGAGCCACGCCUGCUUGCACGUGUUUUGGAUUUUGCAGAUGACGGGCCCACCGAAGAGUCCCCGUUCCCCGAUCGCAUGCUCAUGUUUUCGGUGCAUGAUGUGAUCCGAGAUGUUGUCGAAAUGGUGAUCCUUCGUGUGGAAGCAAGGCGACCACCUCAGGAGGAGCAGCGUCAGGAGGAGAUAGGACCAAUUCUUCAACCUCCUGGACCUCCGCCACCGGAAGUUCGUGCUGUGAAGCUUGAGGUCGGAAGGUGUAAUCCCCCCGCUGGACCAUCCAGACUCCCGGUGCAUCUACCUAAUCCCGCGUUCAUCAAGGUCGUUCCUGUACAACCUGCGCCAGUUCCGGAACCCGAAGCCUAUGCGUGCAAGACUGAAGCAACAACCACCAAGGACCUGGAGACAGUGUUGGGCCGGCUGCAAGAGCCAUUGAGUGUGACGCACACUGCAUCGCAAGAGGAGGUUCGCUCCAAUCUUGAAAAAUGGAGGUCGGCCAUAGAGAAAGAACUGGGUUCCUUGAAGAAGCAAGGUGUGUUGAUCAGUCAUCGGGGUCAAGAGGCAAAGGAGCUGAUGGCGAACACAGAUACAACGGUGAUUUCCUUGAAGGGGGUUUUCGCUGCGAAGGCCCCGAGUGGGCCUGAAGAUGGCUUGUUUAAACGCAAGUGUCGGUUGGUGGGAUGUGGCAACCAGGCCACGCAUGUGGAUGCUGAUUCUUUGUACGCAGCCGGAGCACCGGCUGAAGCAGUGAGAGUGGCAUUGACACAGGCGUAUCACCACCAGUGGGCAGCGUUCACCACCGACAUCAAGUCGGCGUUUACUCAAACGCCAAUCCCGGCUCAUGCAGCUCAGCGUUACCUGUUGCGUCCUCCAAGGUGGCUCAUCGACCUCGGACUGGCCGAACCAGGGGAGUACUACUCCCUUGGAAUGGUUCUCUACGGCUUCAAAGAAGCCCCUGCCUGGUGGUCGGACCACCGUGAUGCGAAGCUAAGAAAGGCAGUCUUCGCAGAAUGCCACCUGGAGCAAGGAACGGCAGAUUCGUCAGUCUGGAGAAUCCUGAAAGGAACCGUCUUGAAAGGGUAUCUGGUGACCUACGUGGACGACUUUUUGGUCCUCAGUGAAAGGACCACAGCGCACGCUCUGCAUCAGUGGUUGUUGAGUGAAGCAGGUUGGGAAACCGAUGGGUUGAGCGAGGCACGGCCUGGCCAUCCGGUGAGGUUCUUAGGCAUGCAACUUCAGGGUCAUGAAGAUGGACACUUCAGUUUGGACCAGGAGGCCUACGUUGACGAGCUCAUCCGGGCUUACAAGCUCAGCGAAGCGAACCGGUCAAAGAUUGUGUGUCCUAAAGAAAUCUUGAUGCAUGCACCAGAAACAGUGCAGCCUUUUGAUGAUCAGACGGUGAAGUCUGCUCAGAAGUUGGCAGGCGAAUGCCUAUGGUUGGCACAGCGGUCUCGCAUUGACAUUGCAUUUGCGACUACAGUUCUGUGUUCGAAGGUUUCGAAGGACCCUCAUGGAGCCAUCGCAAUUGGGCAACGAAUGAUGUCGUAUCUGCACCACACCAAGGACUUCAAGCUUCAUUUGAAGCCCACAGAGGGUGUAGCUCCUUUGAGAGUCUUCACUGACGCAUCGUUUGCUGGGGCAGCAUUCCUACGAUGGGCACAUCAUCGAAGUGUCUGGUGUUCCGGUGCUCUGGAAGGCAUCCAAACAACCUUUGAUUUCUCUGAGUUCUUCAGAG